Folsomia candida is the source of this 1817-nucleotide messenger RNA. RefSeq names its product WD repeat-containing protein 82. Lineage: Eukaryota; Metazoa; Arthropoda; Collembola; Entomobryomorpha; Isotomidae. Bases 245 to 1237 code for a protein of 330 amino acids. The transcript has 6 exons. Gene Ontology annotation, cellular component: Set1C/COMPASS complex. The record is from RefSeq and is a predicted model, not a curated record. Gene Ontology annotation, molecular function: chromatin binding; protein binding.
UUUAUUUUGAAUUGGAAGAUCAUGAUUAUUUUGACUUUUGACCAUUAAUACUGCCAUUAUUUUUUAGAUUCAGAAACAUUUGAUUUACAGUUAGAUUUACACAUAGAGUUAUAUAAUAUAAAUUUGGAUUUACAGCAGGCACAACUGAAGCUAGAUAUACACCAUUUUUGGGAGGAGGACAAGGAGGAGAUGUAAGUUUAAAGCAAGACCAUUGUUAUCUUUGUCCGUCGUCAGUGUUUUUGCCAUGAACGGAGAACCGAAAGCCCUGGACGAGCAAAUUGAGGAGAGGGGGAUGAAAUUGGGAGAAACAGCCCUUCGCAAAUUUCACAUUGCAAAAUUCUUUCGCGAAAAUACAGACCGAAUCAAUUCCCUGUGUUUCUCUCCCAGUGGAGAUUUGCUCAUCAGUUCUGCAGAGGACGACCAAAUUGUUAUUUAUGACAGUGAAAAGGGAACAAUAAGGCGGUCGCUGAACUCAAAGAAAUACGGUGUGGAUUUGAUUCGUUUCACACACACAAAGAACACUGCGGUCCACUCAUCUACCAAGAUUGACGACACGAUUCGUUACUUGUCUCUCCAUGAUAAUAAAUAUCUUCGCUAUUUUCCUGGUCACACGAAAAAAGUGACGUCCCUCUCCAUGUCGCCUACGGAUGAUACCGUCCUUUCGGCCUCACAGGAUAAAACAAUCCGACUUUGGGACCUACGGUCGCCCAAUUGCCAAGGCUUUAUUCAACUCCAGGGUAAACCAGUGACCGUUUUUGACCCGGAUGGACUGAUUUUUGCGGCAGGAAUUAACAAUGAGUGUGUCAAGUUGUAUGAUUUACGAUCAUUUGAUAAGGCUCCAUUUUCCAGCUUUAAAUUACCCUGUGAAAAAGAUAGUGAAUGGUCCUCAGUCAAAUUCUCGCCGGAUGGGAGGACAAUAUUGAUUACAAGUUUUGGGUCCACAAUCAGACUUGUUGAUGCAUUUAGUGGCACAUUGCUACAAACUUUUGAUGGUUUUACAAACAAUAAGAAUCUCCACCUCGAGGCAUCUUUCUCUCCCGAUUCACAAUUCAUAUUUUCUGGAAGUACGGAUGGGUUUAUUCAUAUAUGGAAUGCAGACAGUGGACAAAAGGUAUGUGAGCUUAAAGGAGAUCAUCACACAAGUCCAAUUCAGUGUGUCCAGUUCAGUCCUAAAUCUAUGAUGAUGGUAUCAGCAUGCACAAGCAUGGCAUUUUGGCUCCCAAUGAUGGACGAAUGAUACUCUUAACGAAGACGAAUUAAGGGCCUGGGGGAAGUUGCUUAGAAAUCACGUCAACUUUGACGAUAAAAUUCAGCAAUGCACAAGAGGGCAGAUUUUUUAAAUUAUGUUUAAUGCGUUAAUCAUAUCUUUAGAUUUUACUUGAGUUUUUUUUGACGAUCUGCCCUCUUGUGCAGUGGAGAUAUUUGGUCGUAAAGUUAAUCAUCAACACAUCAAACGUGAUGACCACCUUGCUCUUGUUCAUGACAAAUUAUAUUAUAUUUUUGUUUACUAUGUCUAGUUAAACCUUGUCUAAUUGUUGACUAUAAUACCAAUGUUCAUAACUUAAUUGUUUUUUCGUAUAUUUUAUCCUGCAUUUUAGCAUAAGAGACAUUUAUACCAAGAUAUACUAACAAAUGGUUCAUCAAUUGUUCCUAUUUACAUCCAUAUUUAAUAGAUUUGUAUUAUAUUGAUUGUCGUCAUACAGCUGCCUUGUUGUAUGAUAUCUGAUGUCAUAACAGUAAUAAAAUAGCUUUUUGUAAUAACAACUGAAUAUUGCUGUCGAGUCGACUGAAUUUUAUAAACCAAAUAUGUAUACAUA